This is a messenger RNA of Quercus robur (English oak), 2439 nucleotides long. Its product is annotated as disease resistance protein RUN1-like. The transcript is spliced from 4 exons. Bases 392 to 2281 code for a protein of 629 amino acids. Gene Ontology annotation, molecular function: ADP binding. NCBI's taxonomy places the organism in Eukaryota, Viridiplantae, Streptophyta, Magnoliopsida, Fagales, Fagaceae. Gene Ontology annotation, biological process: signal transduction; defense response. The record is from RefSeq and is a predicted model, not a curated record.
ACAAUUUUCUCAGCACAUCUCUGAAAACUGUCCUGUGUUUACACUUUACAGUUGUAUAAUAUUUUCUUAGCAUCCCUUACGAAAUUAUUUCCUCAAAGUUUCCUCAAAGACAAUUUUCUUAGUUUUUCUCUAAAAGCUGUCUUGUGUUUACACUUUACAGUUGUAUAUUUUCUUAGCAUCCCUUACGAAAUUUCCUCAAAGUUUCCUGAAAGUUACCACUUAUAAAAAAGCGAAAAGGAAUUAGGAAAAAUAAAAUAAAAAUCGCAGAAGACUUUAAAUUACUCGUUCUUUCUUUUUGAGUCUUUACAAGGGAACUACUCGCAAAUGAUAAUAUAGCUCUAACCAAAAGCAACAGCUGAUAUCACACACACCGAAGCUUUGUAAGUUUCCAAUGGCUUCCAUAACCUCUGAAAUAGCUUCUUCUUCAUUGUCCACAUGGGAGUAUGAUGUUUUUCUCAGUUUCAGAGGUGAGGACACCCGUAAUAACUUCACAGACCAUUUAUAUGCUGCCUUGGAUCAAAAAGGAAUUAAGACCUUUAGAGACAAUGAAAGACUUGAGAGAGGAAAACCCAUUUCCACGGAGCUCUUGAAUGCUAUAGAAAAGUCGAAGUUCGCAAUCAUUGUUCUAUCAAGAAACUAUGCGUCCUCGUCUUGGUGCUUAGAUGAACUUGUAAAGAUGGUUGAGUGCAAGGAAAAGACUAGGCUAACAGUGUUGCCUGUUUUUUAUGGUGUGGAUCCCUCUGAUGUACGAAAACAAACGGGCAGUUUUGCAGAGGCCUUUGCUAAACAUGAAGAUCUUAUCAAGAACGAAGAGAAGUUGCGAUCAUGGAGAGCUGCUUUGAGUCAAGUUGCCAAUCUCUCUGGAUGGGAUGCACGAAAUAAGCAAGAGUCAACAAUCAUCAAAGAGAUCGUCAGAGAAAUACUUGGUGACUUGAAUUCUUCCUACUCGUAUGUACACAAGGAUCUAGUUGGAAUAAAAUCUCGUGUUAAGGAAAUGGAGGAUUUAUGUUUAGGUAUGGGGUUGAAUGAUGUUCGCUUCAUAGGGAUUUGGGGAAUGGGUGGAGUUGGUAAAACAACUCUAGCACGAGUCCUUUAUGACAAAAUUCAUUCUCAUUUUGAUGGCAGCAACUUUCUUGCAAAUGUUAGAGAAAAAAGUGGAAACGGGGGAUUAGUUGCUUUACAAAAACAACUUCUUUCUGAUGUCUUGUUUGAAAGCAAUAUUAAUAUUUUGGAUGCUCAACAGGGAAUCAAUGUGAUAAUGAAUAGAUUAUGUUGUAAAAGGGUUCUUGUAAUUCUUGAUGAUGUGGAUCAACUUGAACAGUUAGAAGCAUUAGUAGGCAAGCGGAGUUGGUUUGGUCAAGGGAGUGUGAUCAUUAUGACAACUAGAGAUCAACAUCUAUUACUCAGACAUGAAGUGACUGAAAAGGAAAUAUACAAGGCUAGAUUAUUAAAUGAUGAUGAAGCUCUAAAACUUUUUAGUCUAAAAGCUUUCAAGCAAGACUAUCCUUCAGAAGGUUAUGAGUUGCCAUCUCAAAAGGUUAUAUAUUAUGCUCAAGGCCUUCCUCUAGCUCUCGAAAUUUUAGGUUCCUUCCUAGUUCGUAGAAAUCUAGAUGCAUGGGAAAGUCUCUUAGGUAGACUACAAGAAUGUCCUGAAAGUAAAAUUUUAGAUGUGCUCCAAAUAAGUUUUGAUGGUCUAAGGAGAACAGAGAAAAAAAUAUUUUUAGAUAUUGCUUGUUUCUUCAAAGGAAUGACUAAAGAUCGUGUAGCAAACAUACUACGAACUCCCCAUAGUAGGCCAGAUGUUGAUAUAGAUGUUCUCAUGGAAAAAUCCCUUAUAACCAUCUCAAAUGGAACAUUGUGGAUGCAUGAUUUGCUACAAGAAUUGGGUAAGGAAAUUGUUCGUUGUGAAUCUCCUGACGAGCCUGGUGGACGCAGUAGGUUGUGGUUGAAGGAGGAUAUCCUUCAUGUACUAAUAGAUAAUGCAGGAACAGAAAAGGUUGAAGGCAUCUUCCUCAACUCAUCUCCAAACAAAGAGGAUAAUGUUAAAGUCAAUUUUGAAGCCUUCUCAAAGAUGAGAAACCUAAGAUUGCUUAAUAUUGAUAAUGUGCACCUUCCUCAAGGCCUCAGUUUUCUUUCAAGUGAGUUACGUCUUAUGAAUUGGCUUGGAUAUCCUUUAAAAUUCAUGCCAACAAAUUUCCAUCCCAACAAACUUGUUGAACUCAUAAUGCCUCAUAGCCACAUCAAACAACUAUGGGAGGGAGUUUGGGUUGUUCAAAGCUGAAGAAGUUUCCAGAAAUUGUGGGGAAUAUGUCACGUUUGCUAAAACUUUAUUUGGAUGAGACUGCUAUAGAAGAUCUACCGUUAUCAAUGGAGCAGUUAACUGGGCUUAUCAAAUUGGUUCUAACAAAUUGCAAAAAUCUUUCAAGUCUUCCUGGAGCC